Messenger RNA from Acanthaster planci (crown-of-thorns starfish), 1479 nucleotides. RefSeq names its product THUMP domain containing 1 (gene thumpd1). Gene Ontology annotation, molecular function: RNA binding. The record is from RefSeq and is a predicted model, not a curated record. Lineage: Eukaryota; Metazoa; Echinodermata; Asteroidea; Valvatida; Acanthasteridae. Gene Ontology annotation, biological process: tRNA modification.
CUGAGUCCUCAGUAAUUCAGUCGGCGCCUGUCCUUUGCAACGUCUGCUAGGCGCUAUCAGUCGUGUGUUUUUCCUGUUGGCAUAGAGCUUUAGCUUGGCUAGCGCCCCUAUCAUGCCUACCCCUUGAACAUCAUUAAAUUGACUUUGAAGUUUGGCCUAGUUCUGUAAGAUGGCAGAUAAGAGAAGAGGCAAGAAGCGAUCCAAGGCCUUCUACAUCCAGAGUAGCCUGCCUUCUGGCAAGAAGAUGCGAAGGGACAGGUUCUUGGACGUGGGUAUGAGAGGCUUUCUCCUGACCUGUAACCGCAUGGAGCUGCUCUGCCUCCGCGAGGCCUACUCCCUGCUGAGCGAGUACGCCGACAAGCUGUAUGGUCCAGAGAAAAUGGGAGGGGAUAACGAUGCUAGCUCUGGAAGUGAAUCGGAAUCUGAGCCUGAAGAUAUAGAGGCCUCGCUGCGCAGGGAAGUAGCCGAGAUGAAACAGAAACGAGAACAGAAGGAGAUGAGGUUUGAGGCAAUCAACAGUGGUGCCAAGAAUGUCAUCUUCAUCAGAACCCAGUUGGUGGAUCCUACGGAGUUGGUGCACCACAUAAUGACUGAUAUAGCCAACACCCAGACAUGCAAAUCCUGCCAUAUCAUGCGCAUGCUGCCAGUCAGUGUCACUUGUCGUGCCAGCAUCGAAGAUAUCUCAAAGCACGCCCCAGAAUUCCUCUACCCGUACUUCCACACGGAUGGCGUCACGCCGGCUACGUUCGCCGUCAGGAUCAAGAUCCGAAACAACGGCACCCUCAAGCGAGACGACAUCAUCAAGUUGUUGGCUACUGAGGUAACGUGCAAAGGCCCGAAGCAUAAAGUCGAUCUGGACAACCCGGAUUUGUCUGUGGUUGUCGAAAUCAUCAAGCACGUCUGUUGUCUCAGUGUCCUGAGGGACUUUAGCAAGUUCAAGCGGUACAACUUGCAAGAGAUCGUUGGGGAUGGAGAUGCUGCCCGGAAAGCCUCCCCUGGCCGAAGUGCCAAGGCAGCCCCCGAAAUCCUAGAAACGAAGGACGCCUCUACGACAGCACAGGAUCAAAAAAAUAACACGGAAGAGAUAACUGAAAAGCCGACAAACGAGGAAAAUUUAGAUUUACCUCAAGGUCAGGAUAAUACGCUGGACAACGCUGAUCAAAAAGAGAAAGAUCCUGAGCGUGAAAACGCCCAGCAGAAACAGAAAUGUUACCAGGGGAUAUCGGCGCAGGACAGUAAGGAACAGUUGGUUGUAGAUCCGGAGAAACAAGUCAGUAGUUGGAGUGACACUGGGUGAAGUAAAUGGCAGCCAAAUCAUCACCCCAGUGUGGUGGUCAUAAUUUCAAACUUAAUGGCCUCAUGCUGCUUACCGAUAAGCACUUUGGGGCCAAUGAAACAUGCAUCAACCCUGCAUUAUUUCCAGUUUCCAUUGUUGUAUUCGAGUCCAUCACNCCCUGUAAGUCCAUCACAAGUCCCUGU